Molecule: messenger RNA, 3963 nt
Organism: Petromyzon marinus (sea lamprey)
Lineage: Eukaryota; Metazoa; Chordata; Hyperoartia; Petromyzontiformes; Petromyzontidae
Source: RefSeq, a predicted model, not a curated record
GUCGAGAAGGCGCGACCCAACUCAGAGGCGAGAAGUCGAGGAAGACGACAGCGGCGAGCGACCUUCCAUCAUUUUCAUUCUCCCAUAGCCUUAUCCACGCCGUCUCCCUCCUCCCUACCCCUUCCUCUCCCCAAGGUCCCCCCACAGUCUUUAGACAGACCCCCCCCCCUCCCUACACUUCACACACACAAACACACAACCUUCAACCAUGGUGGCUACCUGUGGAACCCGAUCAACACCUGGGCUUUGGCUGCGCGCGGCGAAGGCGGUGGUGAUGCUGACGCUGGUGACGGUCCCAAGAGUUGCAGAUUGCUGCACAGAAAUAACAUCGUUCGAAAAUGUGAAUGUCACGAGGAAUGACACGGCGAUCACCAUCGCGUGGGCGAAGCCUGCCACCACCAUCAACCAAACCGUCAUGCUGAACGACACCAAGGACGCUGCAAACAGCUGGAUCGCCUCAAAAUUGGUGGCUGAAUCGACGUUCACGUUCGCGGGGCUGAUUCCUGGCAGGAACUAUUUACUUGCCCUGUUUGUCGACUGCAAUUCUACCAACAGCUCCAUCAGCGGAACGUACCGAACGCUGCCUCCAACAGUCAAUGUCACCAUCAGCAUCAACAGCUCUACAGCCAUGACGGUCUCAUGGGCACCAAAUAUUAUUGUAGACGUUGACUACUACAUGGUCUACUUGGAUGAAAUCAAUAACUCAACAGCAGUGAGGAUCCACAAUUUGACCUCCACCAAUACAGCACAAGAGUUUACAGAUCUGGUUCCUGGUAGAAGUUACCAGGCAUCUGUAACAGCGCACAGUGGCAAUGGCUCCCAACCAUCAUCCAACGUCACUGCCAGGACAUUGCCUCCAACAGUCAAUGUCACCAUCAGCAUCAACAGCUCUACAGCCAUGACGGUCUCAUGGGCACCAAAUAUUAUUGUAGACGUUGACUACUACAUGGUCUACUUGGAUGAAACCAAUAACUCAACAGCAGUGAGGAUCCACAAUUUGACCUCCACCAAUACAGCACAAGAGUUUACAGAUCUGGUUCCUGGUAGAAGUUACCAGGCAUCUGUAACAGCGCACAGUGGCAAUGGCUCCCAACCAUCAUCCAACGUCACUGCCAGGACAUUGCCUCCAACAGUCAAUGUCACCAUCAGCAUCAACAGCACUACAGUCAUGACGGUCUCAUGGGCACCUAUUAUUACUGUAGACGUUGACUACUACAUGGUCUACUUUAGUGGACGUACCAACGAAAAAUUGAAGAGCGACAGUUUGACCACCAAUACAACACAAGAGUUUACUGAUCUGGUUCCUGGUAAAAGUUACCAGGCAUUUGUAACAGCGCACAGUGGCAAUGGCUCCCAACCAUCAGCCACCGUCACUGCCAGGACAUUACCUCCAACAGUCAAUGUCACCAUCAGCAUCAACAGCUCUACAGCCAUGACGGUCUCAUGGGCACCAAAUAUUAUUGUAGACGUUGACUACUACAUUGUCUACUUGAAUGAAACCAGUAACUCAACAGCAGUGAGGAUCCACAAUUUGACCUCCGCCACUACACCACAAGUGUUUACAGAUCUGGUUCCUGGUAGAAGUUACCAGGCAUCUGUAACAGCGCACAGUGGCAAUGGCUCCCAACCAUCAGCCAACGUCAUUGCCAGGACAUUACCUCCAAGAGUCAAUGUCACCAUCAUCAUCAAAAACUCUACAGCCAUGACGGUCUCAUGGAUACCUACAAUUCCUGUCGACGUUGACAACUACACCUUCUACUUGAAUGAAACCAAAAACUCAACAGCAGUGAGGAGCUAUGAUUUAUCCUCCACCAAUACAAUACAAGUGUUUACAGAUCUAAUUCCUGGUAGACUUUACCAGGCAUCUGUAACAGCGCACAGUGACAAUAACUCCCAACCAUCAGCCAUCGUCACUGAAAGAACCUAUCCAGCACCUGUCGAUGCAUUUCAAUGCUUCCAGAAUACCUCGACGAAUAUUUACUGCAAUUGGUCUGGCCCCAUUGGUGAAUUCACAAAUCUUUUAUUGCGGGUGUUUGAGGGCUCUAAUCACUUGCAAAACAUCACUAUUUCAAAUGAGAACCUCCACUAUGUAAUCGCAUAUGCAUCGGGCAGUGCAGAUACAUUCUUACAGUCCAACACAACAACCAAUAAAACGUUCACCACAAUUGAACAGCUGAAGCCGAGCACUCUUUACACAGUCAAAAUCGUGGUCAUUGCCGAAUCUCUGGAAAGUCAAAGCAAUGAAGUCAACGCAACGACCGACGUGGCCGCUCCGCCACUCGUUUCGGAGUCGGUGACGAUAAACUCGAUGCCGAACACGGCGACCUCGAGCAGCCUGACCUUGUUCUUCGACUGCAGCUGGUUCGCCACCACCAACGGCGACCUCAAGUACUACACGGUCAUCAUCAAGGAGUCCGUGGAGAUGACCGUCGACAAACCCGAAAAUAAAUGGCCGCUGGACAAGUACUCAGACUACACGAGCGGCAAAACGAUGGUGUACCAGGUGGACGACCGCGUCUACCCCACCGAGUGCAAAAGCCAGAGCGCCAUCGUGCCGGUCACAGUCGGCACCGGCGCCUCCAACGGCGGCUUCGUCGACGGUGCCCUGAAGCCGAACACGAAGUACAGGGUCAGUUUCCGUGCAUACACGUACAUCCCGGGCGCACGCUCCGUCCGCGCUGGGAGCAAAGCCCUCUUCAGGGACACUUUAUUCUCUCUGCCAUUCUUCACCUUGGUCGUCUUCCAAGGCACCGGCGCGGUGGCAGGCGGAGUGAUUGGAGGGUUGCUGGCCGGAGCGGCGUUAGCUGCUGGGGGCUUCUUCCUCUACAAGAAGCGGAACCAGCUGCCGUUCGGCAAGCAGACGGGAUCAAGCAGGAGUGGAAGGUCGUCAUUGCGGACCAGCAGGUACCAACCGGCGCCCUAUAAUCCCAGCCCUGUGUUCGCCACUCAGUUUGAGCCUCACGUGAUGAAGCUGAGCCAAGAUACCAACUACUUAUACUCCUUGGAAUUCGAGUACCUGAAGGAGAAAGGAAAAAAUCAGUCGAAGGACAUGGCCCAAUUGCCGCAGAACGCUCGCAAGAACCGCUACUCCAACAUCUUGCCAUACGAUCACAACCUCGUUCCACUCAACAAGAGUGGGGGAUCCAACUACAUCAACGCAAGUUUCAUCUCCGGCUACAGCCGCACGCGCGAGUACAUCGCCACGCAGGGCCCCAAGGAGGAAACGGUGGCCGACUUCUGGCAAAUGGUGUGGGAGCAGAACGUGUACACCAUCGUCAUGCUCACCGGCGUCAUUGAAGGAGGACGGGAGAAAUGCGCCAAGUACUGGGAGGACGACAUGGAGCCCCAUUUCCAGGGUGACCUAGUGCUGCGGAAGGUGUCCGAGACCGUUCUGGACGACUGGACAAUACGCAACCUCCAGAUCUACACGAAAGACGCAGAGACGAUGGAGGAGGUGCGCGACAUCCGGCAGUUCCACUUCACGGCGUGGCGCGACCACGGCGUGCCCCGCGAUCCGCACAUCGUGCUCAAGUUCCUGGAGGUUGUGCGUUCGCACGCCAACCAGUCGCCCCAGAACAGCCUCACGCUCGUGCACUGCAGUGCCGGCGUGGGUCGCACGGGGACGCUGAUUGGGCUGGACGUGGCGCUGCAGCAGCUGCAGAAGGAGGACAAGGUGGACGUGUUCCACAUCACGGCGCGCAUGCGCGAGCAGCGCAUGCUGAUGGUGCAAACGGAGGAGCAGUACAUCUUCCUCCACCAGUGCAUCAAAGAGAAGUUGAAGUCCAAGGAUCUGGGAGGCUACACCAACAACAUCUACCAAAACCUAUAGGCGGGCAUAUGGGCGUCGGCGGAGCCGUCGAUCGAUCUCGCGAUCGCUUAGCUUCGUUUUUGCCGUGUGUGUGUGUGUUGACGUGGCAGUGUGAGUGUGUUCCGAGCGAGCGAGCGUAAUUAGUUAGGGCGGAG